Molecule: messenger RNA, 3185 nt
Organism: Sceloporus undulatus (fence lizard)
Lineage: Eukaryota; Metazoa; Chordata; Lepidosauria; Squamata; Phrynosomatidae
Gene: TBC1D24
Product: TBC1 domain family member 24
Exons: 9
Coding region: 218-1903 (561 amino acids)
Source: RefSeq, a predicted model, not a curated record
AUAUUAAGUGCGCGUGCGCGGGCUUGGUCAGGUUUGCUGUCUGACAGUCGAGGCCGGAGCUCCCAAUAUUCCUGACAGUUGGCCAAGCUGGCUGAGCUGGACGCUUGGAGGACCAAAGUUUAGGACUCAUUGGUGUAAAAGGAGCAGGGCUAAGUUCUCGAAGGACUGAAGAAGAUACUUGCUUUUAUGUCAUCCUACAAACACAAUCUCGACAGCUAUGGGUGAAUAUAGCCGCUUUAUAGACUGGGAUAAGAUGGAUGCUACAAUCCAGGACAAGGAUGCAAAGGAACUGACUAGCACAGAAUUUCAAGAUCUGAAACAACUGGCUCGCCAGGGAUACUGGGCCAAGAACCACUCCUUAAGAGCAAAAGUAUACCAUAAACUGAUUAAUGAUAUCCCUUGCCGCACAGUGACUCCAGAUGCACACGUCUACCGGGACAUUGUGUUGAAAAUUGCUGGCAAACGUAACAGUAGCAACCUUCCACUUCCAGAAUUUGUAGACAACAGCCUAGUUCCCACUUACUGCCUGAAUGCAGAGGGCAUUGGAGCCGUCAGGAAGAUAAUCUCUUGCAUUGCAAGCCAGUUCCCAGACAUAUCAUUUUGCCCAGCUCUGCCUUCUGUUGUGGCGCUUCUCCUUCAUUACAGCAGAGAUGAAGCAGAGUGUUUUGAGAAGGUUUGUCGUAUCCUUGCUUGCAAUGACCCUUCCAAGCACUUCAUUGAUCAGACAUUCUUGGCUUUUGAGUCCUCUUGCAUGACCUUCGGUGAUCUGGUUAACAAGUACUGUCAGGCCGCCCACAAGCUGAUGGUGGCAGUCUCGGAAGAUGUUCUGGAAGUAUAUUCGGACUGGCAACGUUGGCUUUUUGGAGAACUACCUCUGAUCUAUAUUGCACGUGUCUUUGAUGUAUUCUUAGUUGAAGGCUACAAGGUACUUUACCGUGUGGCACUGGCUCUCCUCAAAUUCUUUCACAAAGUCAGAGUUGGGCAGACUUUGGAAUCAGACAAUAUACAGCAGGACAUCCGGACUUUUGUUAGGGACAUUGCAAAGUCGGUGUCUCCUGAGAAGUUGCUGGAGAAAGCGUUUGCAAUUCGACUCUUCUCCCGGAAGGAGAUCCAGCUUUUGCAGAUGGCCAAUGAGAAGGCUCUUCAACAGAAAGGCAUAACAGUGAAGCAGAAAAGCAUUGCCUCCCCCAAAAGGCAAAAUGUCCACUUGGCUGUUCAUGCAGAAAACUUCAAGUCUGAAAUUGUUGAUGUAAAGAAAAUGAGAGAUAUCUGGUCAUGGAUUCCCGAACGCUUUGCACUUUGCCAGCCUCUGCUGCUCUUCACCACCUCUGAGCAUGGUUGCAGCCUAAGCAGGUUUUAUUCACAUUGUGAGGGACAAGAGCCAACCCUCCUUCUGAUUAAGACAACCAAGCAAGAGGUGUGUGGUGCAUAUUUGUCAACGGAUUGGAAUGAACGUAAGCGAGGAGGAGGCAAGCUGAGUUACUUUGGUACAGGAGAAUGUUUUGUUUUCAGGCUGGUACCUGAAGUAGAACGCUAUGAAUGGGUGAUAAUCAAGCAUCCAGAGCUAGCUGUGACUGGAUUAGAACAAGCAGACAGUUCUUCUCAGCUUUCUGACCCUCCAUCUUCAACCAACCUCCCUUCAAAUCCUUCAGACCGUCUAUCGCCCUUCCUUUCUGCCCGACAUUUCAAUUUACCUUCGAAAGCAGCAUCCAUGUUUAUGGCUGGUGAUAUUGAAUGCAUCAUCAUAGGAGGAGGUGAUGGACAAGCUCUCUACAUUGAUGCAGACCUGAACCAUGGAAGAACGGGCCACUGCAACACUUUUAACAACCAACCGUUGUGCUCUGAAAGUUUCCAGAUAGCUAUCAUGGAAGUUUGGGGUUUCAAGGACACUAUGAGCAGCUGAGGAGGCUGCCUUCUUCAAAAUCAUCUAGUCCAUGGAUUAUGGUGUGAUUCUGAGCCCCAGUCAACUGCAGGAGCCAGCCGGACUUUUGGACCACAUUUAUGGGCUCCUUUUGCAAUUUAGAAAGUUAACUUUCAGGGCCUAGUAAGUUUGCCAUGGUAUUUUUCAUGUGCAACUAUCGUUGGGCUAAGUGAUUGAAUCAUACCUCUGUAGUCCUUCAUGCAUAUCCUGAUAUUUUUGAUAGCCAGAAGUGGUCUCACUUCUGCAGUCGUGUUCAUACAUAACUAUCAGAACUAGCACAGCCAUUGGGAGGCCAGAUGCAUUUCUGGUCUUGAUAGAAAUGUGUUUUGGCAACUGGCUUUAGAUAUUCAGCAGUAUCAGUUUUCUGAAUGAAGCACAAGGUUCAGAAUCCUGCAGACAUGAACUUGGAUUCAAAGUGACUUGUGUACAAUGAGAACAGAUUAUAUUGCUCAUUUCUCUCCCUUCCUAGCUACACUAGCACUGUUUAUAUAUUACACCAUUCUAGAGGUUAUCCAGAAUCCAGAAAGGCUGUGGUAAGAAGUGGAGUGGGAAAGUCUUAUUGCACAUGUGCAAAAUGCUGUACAUGAAUCUUUUGAUCCAGGUCAUUUCUAGGAUCUGUUCCCUUACAGAAAUCUUUUUAAAACACUGCGUGUUUGUGUUUGUAUGUGUGUGUUUGUGUUUGUAUGUGUGUGUUGUUUGUGUGCAUAUGUGUGUGAUGCAGCUGGCUCUUGCCCUAAUGACCAGUCUUCAUUUGAUGUUCUAUUGUAUGUGUGAAGAUGAAGCUUACUGGUUUUGGAGUGCUACUUGUUGAUCUGUAGUUGUUGAUCUCUGUUGAAGGCAUUCAGCGCAACACACUGCCUUCUGUUUUUGUGUUUACAUUCCUAAUAGUGCAUAUCAGUAAUAUCAUGUUAGGGUUGUGGAGUAGAUUCAGGCAGCUAAAGCACCAUACAGUAUAUGCAGCACACAGAACAACUUUCCCUUGGAACCUAAGCCGGUGGUACUCAUUUAUACAAAAAGGAAAUUGACAAUAGCUUGAGGAAUUGCAUUGGUCCAUGAGGAAACUCACGAGGAAAGGAUAGUCAAAGAUUUGAACUCGUGACUCAGAGAAGAUUAUUUUUAUGGGAUUAAAUGGGGGUUUUAGGGGCAUUUUGGGGGGCUUUGCAUCAGAGGAAAGUCAAGAUGGUCCCAUUCUUCCCGAUUUGCCAGGGCUCCAUUGGAUAUGAACAUUUUCCAAGCCCACAUUGUUUUGUUUUUUUUAGAUUGU